Messenger RNA from Phlebotomus papatasi, 298 nucleotides. Its product is annotated as U6 snRNA-associated Sm-like protein LSm6. NCBI's taxonomy places the organism in Eukaryota, Metazoa, Arthropoda, Insecta, Diptera, Psychodidae. The transcript has 2 exons. Bases 1 to 240 code for a protein of 79 amino acids. Gene Ontology annotation, biological process: mRNA splicing, via spliceosome; maturation of SSU-rRNA. The record is from RefSeq and is a predicted model, not a curated record. Gene Ontology annotation, molecular function: RNA binding. Gene Ontology annotation, cellular component: U6 snRNP; P-body; nucleolus.
AUGUCUCGCAAGGAAGCUCUCUCGCAGUUCAUCAAUCAAAUCCAUGGUCGUCCAGUUGUUGUAAAGUUGAACAGUGGUGUCGAUUACAGAGGUGUUCUGGCCUGUCUCGACGGAUACAUGAAUAUUGCACUGGAUCAGACGGAGGAAUAUGCAAAUGGUCAGCUGAAGAACAAGUAUGGCGAUGCUUUUAUCCGCGGCAACAAUGUCCUGUACAUUUCAACUCAGAAACGUCGAGUUUGAGAGCUCACGCGUUUUGAUGUUUCCGGAUAAGUAAAUUAAGACCAUUUUUCUCUGAAAA